AUGUCAUCAGUGGGACAAUUAGUCCCACAGGUGACUCGAGCCCCUCCCAACAUGACAAUCAAAUUCAAUGGACCCCACAUUGAGGGGUCUUUUUGCACAUCAAUUGAUUAUAAUUACGAUCCUAUCAUCAGUGUCAUCUGUGCAAUGUACAUUAUUUUUGGCAUUGUGUAUACAUUGUUUGGAUACAGAUGCUUUAAAGCCAGCAUGUUCUUGACUGGUUUCACUUUUGGUUCUGCUAUUGUUUAUUUAAUAUGUCUCCAAGAAUAUUUAAUGCCUCCAUAUGGCAAUGUUGGUGUUGCUCUUUGUGCUGGCUUACUUUUUGGUCUUAUCACUAUGCUGAUACAAUAUGUUGGACUUUUUAUGACUGGUUUCCACACAGGCUUGUUACUUGCUGUUGCCGGUCUGGCAAUCUAUGAUCAUUUCCUAGACAGCAGACCAACUACAUACUGGAUGUGUGUAGUGGUGUUAUUGACUUCUGGGAUCUUCUUCGCCGUAAUCAAUUUAUAUUGGAAGAAAGUUCUGACUAUAUUCGGAACCAGCGUGUAUGGAGGCGUUGUUAUUGCCACUUCGCUGGAUUACUUUUUUGAGAGGUUGAUGAUGCUCAAAUGGUUGUGGGACCGUGCCAAGCUAGAGCCUGCGGUGGCGCCUCCGUGCCGCCUCUCAUGGCUGACGCUCGCAGCGUGGCCAGCCGCCGCCAUAGUUGGUCUCACCGCUCAAUGCGCGCUCACAGCUACCGGCAUCUAUCACGAGCAAAGUAUAAGUGCUCAAAAGCGGCGGCUGAAAGCUCAACAGACAAGGCCGGUGACGCGUGAACAACGCGCUGAGAUGAAACAACGCAAAUAUCGGUAUCUGUAUCAGGUCCGCACCGCACACGGAGAUGUCAUAUCGCAGUCGUACGUGCAAGCCCUUCAGAAGAAGGCGCAGUGCGGCAACUGGAGUGGUAGCGGCAGCGGUGGUGGCGGCGAGUGUAGUACCCUACAGUCUGACUCCACCCACCUGACUGUACUGGCGGGCUCCGAACACGCACCGCCCACCGACUCCGACGACGAUCUGCAUCAGAUACGUGCCGCCCACUAG
This is a messenger RNA of Diatraea saccharalis (sugarcane borer), 1077 nucleotides long. NCBI's taxonomy places the organism in Eukaryota, Metazoa, Arthropoda, Insecta, Lepidoptera, Crambidae. The record is from the annotation of a GenBank genome assembly.